AUGAAACUUGACGGCAAAGUAGCGAUUGUAACCGGCGGCAGCCGUGGGAUUGGACGCGCCAUCUGCCUGGGGCUGGGCGACGCCGGGGCGAAGGUAGUCGUAACAUCUCGUACUGAAGCAGACAGGUCAGCCGGCACCCAGUACGAAAAGUACGGGUCGGGCGACAUAGGUGAUACCGCAGCGCAAAUCACCGCCCGGGGAGGCACGGCGAUACCGGUCCACUGCGACGUGGCGCAGGUCAAUGACAUUCAAGACCUGAUGACCGCCACGCUCGACCAUUUCGGCCGGAUUGACGUUCUCGUUAGCAAUGCGGGCAUGGACUGCGAGGGAGGCUCCAUAUACUGCGUGACCUCCGGCUCCGCCAGGGGAUACCGGCAGGGACGAGUCGGCUAUUCGAUGAGCAAAGCAGCGCUGGAGAGGAUGUUUUUCAGCUUGGCAGAGGAGGUCAGGCCCCACAACAUCGCGGUCAACGUCCUGGACCCCGGCCGGGUGGACACCUGGAUGAACCGGCGCGGGGACUGGCCGGGAACCUCCCACAUACCCAUGGUCCAGCCCGAUGCCCUGGCCCCGCCAGGCGUAUGGCUGGCAGGGCAGACCGCCGAAACCCUGACGGGCGCGUUGGUGUCACGAGCAGAAUUCGGAGUGACCUGGGGUCCAGAGAAAGACAAGGCAACAUGA
Molecule: messenger RNA, 678 nt
Organism: Geodia barretti
Lineage: Eukaryota; Metazoa; Porifera; Demospongiae; Tetractinellida; Geodiidae
Source: the annotation of a GenBank genome assembly